AUGGAGGAAUCAGAUGCAUUCUCAUCUGUGCAUUGCCACGAUCCAGUUGAUGUUAUGAAUCGAAAAUCACCAUCUGUCGACGGCGGAUUGUUAAACAAAUUUGUGAAACGAAGCCAGAAAUUAUUCAAGACAAAUGAUACGUUUACACAUCAACUUCAUCCGGAUGUCAUCAACAUGGAAAAUUUCUUCCAACAACAGGCAAUCGAAGAUGAACGACGACGUUUCUCUAUUAAUAUUUUAACUCAAAAUCGUAUUAUUAUAAAUAUAAGUGGAGUUCGUUUCGAAACAUACAAAUCUACUCUGGAAGCUUAUCCAAAUACAUUAUUAGGCAAUGCAAAACGUCGCCAUCAGUACUAUGAUAGUGUUACGAAUGAAUAUUUUUUUGAUCAUCAUCGAGGAUGUUUUGAAGCUAUUCUAUAUUAUUAUCAAUCACAAGGUCGAAUACGUCGACCAAAUUCAGUACCACUCGAUACAUUCCUUGAAGAAAUUAUAUUUUUUGAUUUGGGACCGGAUGCUCUUGCACAGGUACGCGAAGAUGAAAAUUUGAAAGAACUUGAAAAAACUUCUUUACCUCGAAAUCGUUGUCGCCGAUAUAUUUGGGCCACCAUGGAGUAUCCAGAAUUUUCAUUCAUCGCCAAAGUGGUUAAUAUUCUCUUGUUAGUUAUUGUUUUUAUCUCUACAACUACCUUGGCAGUCGAAACUUUGCCACAAUUUUCACAUUUAUCGGAAGAAGCAUGCGACAAAAAAUAUCAGGAGUAUUCAAUUGCAGUAAAAAAUAAUACGAUAAGUCAUAUGGAUACUCAAUUAAGUGAACAGACGUGCGGAUCCUAUUUUUCAUCACCAUUUCAUAUAGUUCAGACGGUUUGUAUUGGAUUUUUUACCCUUGAAUUGAUUCUACGCCUUCUCAGCACACCAUCACUAUCGCUGUACGUCAAGGAUUUCAUGAAUUGGAUUGAUAUUAUUUCCGUCAUUCCAUUCUAUAUCGGCUUAAUCACACGAUUUGUUUUUGAACCGAACGAGCAGAAUGUUAGCAUUCUCAAUAGUUUGACAUUAUUACGUGCUGUUCGAUGUGUUCGUAUCUUUAAAUUUUAUCGAAUUUUUAAAAAUGUGAAAACAAUACGUGUCCUUGUCGUAACGUUGAACGAGUCCAUGUUUGAUUUUCUUACUUUGGCAGCCAUAUUAACGCUAUUUUCAUUUUUCUUUGGUGCUGCUGUUUAUCUUGUUGAGGGCUCCAGCAAUAGUUCGUCAUUCGAUUCCAUACCGAAAGCUACCUAUUGGGGUAUUGUAACAAUCACUAGCGUUGGCUAUGGUGAUAUAGUGCCGAUCACACCUCUUGGACGUCUGCUUGCUAUCAUGUGUGCAUUCAGUGGUGUAGGCACCAUUGGUAUGUUCGUCUCAGUUAUAGUUGAUCGGUACCAACGAGUAUUUACACGUAAACUAUACAUUAAACCGGAAAAAAUUGAUUUCAAUGCCUUCCCCGGCCAAGAAAGUGAGGAUUUAGAAAGUGGACAUGGAAACUAUGCCCUUAAUUCUCUUAGCACCAAUCUCAACGACAAUAAAAAUUAUGGACUCAAAACAGAUCUGCAGAUUUCACCAUUACCAUCGCCCAUACUGUCAAAUACAAUAAAUUCGAGUCAUCCUCGAAGUCAUUCUAUGGACAAUGAUGAGAACAGUGACAACACAGCAACACAGGCACUGCUCAGUGAAAUGUACUCCAAUGCGUCGAAUCGACCACUCGAGAACCUUAGUAUCUCGCGAAUUGUCGACACGGAGAAACAGUAA
Rotaria socialis is the source of this 1782-nucleotide messenger RNA. NCBI's taxonomy places the organism in Eukaryota, Metazoa, Rotifera, Eurotatoria, Philodinida, Philodinidae. The record is from the annotation of a GenBank genome assembly.